ACAGGCAAUGAAAUACUUAUUAGAUCCCUAACAAGAGACGCUGUCAAGAUGAUUGUGUUAUGGAUCACACUGCUUCUUCUUCAUCGAGGAUCUGCACUCAUUCCAGUAACUACAGUUCAGCUCGGGGGACCCGUCACCUUUACAUGUCUUCUGCCCAAGACUGAGACCAUCCGUAGAGAUGUCCACUGGUACAAGCAAAGCAUCGGGGACACUCUGAAAAUAAUCUGGACGCAGAAGGAAUCUGCAGCGCCUCAGCUGGCUCCUACAUUUAAUGACUCGAUAUGGAAGGUUAAAUAUGAUAAAAAUUUUUGCAAUCUGACCAUUUUGAGUACAAACCAAGAGGAUGAGGGAAUCUAUCACUGUGGGAUCACAGAGUGGCUCCAAGAUACCAAAUGGACUGGGACAUAUUUACUAGUAAAAGGAAACACGCAGACAUCAAAUUAUACUGUUGUUCAGGAGAAGACAGUCCCUUCAGGAGACUCGAUGAGUCUUCAGUGUUCACUUCUCGCUGAAUCUGACAAUAAGUCAUGUCCAGGAGGUCACCGUGUGUUCUGGUUCAGAGAAGGAAGUCAUACAUCUCAUCCUAGAAUCAUCUACAGUGAUUUGAACAGACACCAUGAAUGUGAGAACAGAUCUGAGUCCCAGCAGAGUUGUGUUUUUCACUUCUCUAAGAACAUUGACUCCUCUGAUGCUGGGACUUAUCACUGCGCUGUGGCCACAUGUGGGGAGAUAUUAUUUGGAAAUGGAACUACACUGGCUAUUCAAGAAAUCAGCAUGAGGUCACAGAGAGCCAUUACAGUUAUUUUUUUGCUUUGUGCUGUCUUGGUGAUAACUCUGAUUGUUAUAGCUGCCCUCAUUUACACAAUCAAGAAAAACAACAGUGAUCACUGCAAAGCUGCUGUUCUGCAGAAAAACUUUAGUGAUCCGAAAAGACAACAGAAUAAGCACACACGGAUGUAUUCUGCUGUUGUCUUUACCAUGAUGAAAGUUGACAGAAGCAAAAUAAAGGAUGCAAAGGCAGCAAAGUGGCAGAAGAUUAACAUGCCUGUCAAGGUUUUUGGGCUGGAUUAG
Molecule: messenger RNA, 1071 nt
Organism: Archocentrus centrarchus (flier cichlid)
Lineage: Eukaryota; Metazoa; Chordata; Actinopteri; Cichliformes; Cichlidae
Product: immunoglobulin superfamily member 2-like
Exons: 6
Coding region: 49-1071 (340 amino acids)
Biological process (GO): B cell differentiation; B cell receptor signaling pathway
Cellular component (GO): B cell receptor complex; external side of plasma membrane
Source: RefSeq, a predicted model, not a curated record